CUUGGAGAAUCAUAUCUUCGCUGUACAAUUGUCCAAAAAGAGAAAGCUGUGAUUACUUGGCUGUCAUCAAUUCGCUCUGUGAUUUUAAUUUCCUAAAUAAAAUAUAUAAAAUUGCAAUCAAACUAAUCAAUAAGUUAUUAGGAUUAAAGUUUAACUCAAAAUAUUCCUAUAUUUUAAUCAGAUCCAACUCGUGUGGGGUACCACCUUUAAGCGUAAGCUAACUACUCAAAUUUUCAGUAAUUUUUUUGUCAUUAGCUUUGGUUCCUCCCUUAUCGAUCGCAGAAUUUCCGUCAUUCAAUCUCUGUCCCCCGGCGGUACAAUUCAUCCGACCGCAGAUUCCCGGAAUCGUAUUCUCCGAUCCGGUCCCAUCCCAAAAUUUUAUAUUUGGGUUUAGUUUCAAUUUGGGUGUUUUAGAAUGGCCUCCAGAAGGCGUAUGCUUCUCAAGGUCAUCAUCCUCGGCGACAGCGGGGUUGGCAAGACGUCGCUCAUGAACCAGUAUGUGAAUCGCAAGUUUAGCAACCAAUACAAAGCUACCAUUGGAGCUGAUUUCUUGACCAAAGAAGUUCAGUUUGAAGAUAGAUUGUACACGUUGCAGAUAUGGGAUACAGCUGGUCAGGAGAGGUUUCAAAGUCUUGGGGUGGCAUUUUACCGUGGAGCAGACUGUUGUGUUCUUGUUUACGAUGUUAAUGUCAUGAAAUCGUUCGAAAAUCUUAACAACUGGCGUGAGGAAUUUUUGCUACAGGCUAGCCCCUCUGACCCUGAAAAUUUUCCAUUUAUUGUUUUGGGAAACAAAGUGGACAUUGAUGGUGGCAAUAGUCGAGUGAUUUCUGAGAAGAAAGCUAAGGCAUGGUGUGCCUCCAAGGGAAAUAUACCUUACUUUGAGACAUCAGCAAAAGAAGGAUUCAAUGUGGAAGCUGCUUUCCAGUGUAUUGCCCGAAACGCUCUCAAAAAUGAACCUGAAGAAGAAUUGUGAGUCCACUUCACUGAAUCUAAACUUCACUCUUGUAAUUCUACUUUUGGCUUUCCCUUUUAUUUCUCAACUUCUCCUGUAAUUCAUGAAUCUUAUGAGUUCUUCAGGAUUAGUGUUUUUCUUCUGUCAUCGGACUUCUGACUUCUCAACUAGGUUGCUAUAGUCAAUGUGACAAGUGUUGUCACUGAUGGAUGUAAUCACUAAUACAAAUACAUAACACCACUUGUGUGUUGGCAUAAAUGUGAAAGGAGAAGAUUAACUUCUCUUCAUGUUGUCUUAGUGUUUAUUGGCAAGUAUACAAUCUUCACAACUUCAUCAUUGCCUAUUGAGAUGAGAUGGCAUAAUAUUUCAAUUUCAUUGACGAAGUUAGGCUGUAUCUGGAUUCUCUAGAAAACUGCUGUUUGCAAUUUGCUGUAAGAGAAUGCACUUAUUUACAUUCUGAUUGCAUCUUUUGAAUACUGCAGAUACCUUCCGGAUACCAUUGAUGUCUCUGGCGGACAGCAACAAAGAUCUACAGGCUGCGAAUGUUGAUAGGACAUGGAGUUGGGGUUUCUUUUUUUUCCAACUGGAAAAUUGGAUUUCCCCUAAUCGGAUAUCUUCAACUGAAUGAGUAAAAUCAUUAGUGUUGGUCGGGGUUAUACAUUUUGAUUAUUUUAUCUGCAUUCUGCAACUUUUAAAAUGUAACUUAUGGGGGUUUGAUGUUUCGUAACUAUCCUGUGAGUCUGUGACUAUGAAUAUUGGUGAUCAGUGUUCAGUUCUUUGUAAGUCUUGAAAGGCAGCAGAAACCCGUUUUUUUGCCAUGUUAGAGCGAUGAUUACUUUAUUAAUUACCCCGUGCAAGAUUUUCCCAGAUUUUGGAUAAUUUGUCCGAACAUCUGCAGAAAAAAAGCUUGAUAAGAAUUGUCCCAAAAUUUUCUCAAUUCUUGGAAAUGAGAAACUAUUUGCCUUG
Messenger RNA from Oldenlandia corymbosa var. corymbosa, 1918 nucleotides. The record is from the annotation of a GenBank genome assembly. NCBI's taxonomy places the organism in Eukaryota, Viridiplantae, Streptophyta, Magnoliopsida, Gentianales, Rubiaceae.